Linum trigynum is the source of this 4306-nucleotide messenger RNA. NCBI's taxonomy places the organism in Eukaryota, Viridiplantae, Streptophyta, Magnoliopsida, Malpighiales, Linaceae. The record is from the annotation of a GenBank genome assembly.
CUCUAAAUCAAGCAAACAUGGGAUUCGUGUCCGAUUAAUCUUACCAAAGGUAAGAUCCCCUCGUCACCAUCGUGUCUCUAACCAGAAUCAAAGCCUUCCCCCCGGUUUAGAGUCAAUUUCCAAAAAAACAAGAAAUAAGGGUAAGAACUCCAAAACCUUAAAUCAAAUCUGAAAGAAACCGAACAUGCAAACAAAAAAAAGCGAACCUCUAGGACUCCCUAGCCGUCGUCGUCAUCGGCUGCGCUUGCCGUCGUUUGCCGCCGGCGACGCGCCCCUUUUUUGCUGUUUCCAGAAGUAAGGUAGUGGAGAGGGUGUCGGCGGCGAUUUGCUUGGGUGGCUAGGGUUCCGCCGUGUUUUCUUUGAAGGAGAAGAAGAGACAGGCGAGUGAGGUUAGGAGAGAGGAGAGAGCGGCGUUUAGUUAGGGUUUUGGUUGGUUUUGGACGAGAGGGACGAGAUGCAGCGGAAUGGAGGCUAGGGUUUUCGUUUGGUUCUCUAGAAGAGAGGCGAGAGUUAGAGAGGUUUGAGAAAGAGUGAAGUGAGAGGCGGCCGUUUUUGGUUUGAUUAGGUUAGGGUUUCCAUUUUCAACUUAAGAGAUGAAUUUAUACUCACCCGAAAAAGACUAACUUACCCCUAGGGUUUCGCUUUAACUACACUCCCUUGCCAGCGCGUUUUUGGCCAUUUACCAAACUGCCCUUCCCCCUUUAGCUGCGCCAAAAAGAAAAUCGGUAAAAAUGGAGUUUGCGGGUUUCGAACCGACAUUCUCGGGUAGAACUCGAUAUGAGACCACCCUAGCCAGUUGGGCUGCUGGCACGUUAUGUGUCAACUUAAUCAUCCCAUUCAAUUUUAUUAUUUAAUAUCCCUUAAUACGAAAAUGUAAGAUGCGGAUUAAGUUUAUCUCAUUUCUUGUCCAAUACAUCGAAUUUCUUCUUAAUAAUUAAAAUUCUUGCUUUCAUUUUAGUAACAUCAUAAUAAUCUAAUUAAAAUUCUAUUAACAAAAUUAUAAUGCAAGAAUAACGUUCAGUGGGACGUGAUAAAAGUUAAGAUUAAAUCUAUCAAAGUUAUAACGAACUACGUGGACUUUGAUCCCGAUUAACUCGGGUACGUAGGCAACCAAUAGGUUCGAGUCCAACUAAUCAAAAAUACUUUCUUACUUAUGAUAUUUUGCGUCAAUAGACGUAUGAUCGAAUCGUAAAAAUAAAUACCUAAUUAUUUGAAUCUUAUAAUUUAAAUACGAAAUAGGACGCAAAUAAUGAUACACCCAACAUUUAAAAACUUAUCGAUUUAAGUAGUACCAAUUUUGGGCGUUGUGGGGUGUGAAUACACUUCCCCACACGUAACUGUACUCCCGAACCCAAAUCUCCAAUAUUCGCAGGCCAAAUUGCGGUUUCGACCCUAAUGUCGAGACCGGACCAAAUAGUGUUCGACCCACUACAGUUAAGGUCGAUGGCGACCCUGGGCAUCAGUUCGCGAGCGAUCCGAACUCGAGGGGCGGUUGCGACAACUUGGAUCGAUAUCGUCAAACAUCGGUUCGGUACAUGACUCCGGAGGGUGCGGCCGAUGGUGCAUUAGUAAGUAGAUUCCAUAUAAACAAUUAAAUUUAUUACUUGGUUCCUAAAUAUUUCUCUAACUUUUUUUUAUUUAGGCUGAUGGGAUUGAGCGGAUCAAAGAUAUGACCACCGGGAGAGUUGAGCUGGGAAAUGAAGAUGUGAGCUUCAUCAGGAGGAUGGCAAAUAGUCUGCAUGGUUGUAUCAGAGCUCAGGGUCGGGAUCAUUGUAGAUAUCCUCCCAUGCCCGCACCUCCGCCACCUCCGGUACAAGGUGAUGUCCCCGAUCCCCCACCACCAUACGAGAGAAAGAAGAGCAAGAGGGUUCGGGAAAGGCCCAACGAGCCCGAUGUAACGCCAUAUCAGGCGUGGAAAGUGCCGGCUCUAUUGGUUGUGACACAUGGUUGCGGCCCGAGUUCCGCCCAAGAUCCCCGCCCGAGUUCAUCCCAAGAGCACCGCCCCUCCAUCCACAACGAUCCCCACCCAAGCUCAUACUACGAUCCCCGCUCGACCUACCAUCAAUCCCCUCCGAGCUACCAUCAUUCCCCAUACCAUUCCCGACCGGUCUACCCCCCAUCUCCCCGCCAACAAUACUACGAAUCUCGCCCGGUCUACCCCCAAGAUCCCCCUACAUCAUCAGGUACUUGGCAUGAUGGUUCCUCCACGACGGCGCCCCACGAAUUCACCCCAUGGACUCGCCCUCAUCAGCCGUGGCCUCCUACUCCUCACCGUAUGAGCGCAUAUGUCCCCCACUCGACCCCGGAAUCAUCGCCUCUCCGCCGACACAGCACCGACGAGCGCCACACUACCUCGGCCUUUCGAAACUUUCCACCGCAACCACCUAUUGUUACUCCCGUCGGCCGUCGUAUUUUGAGUUGAAUUUUAAUUAUAUGUACUUGGAACUAUUCCUCUUAUCUUAGUUUAAUUAAUUGAGUGUUGUUUUAAUUUGUUUUUAUUUCUAUGUAAUUGGCUUUGUCCAUUUUUUUCAUGUUAACUUGAUAUUAUCCAAAUUCGAUCAAUCAACAAUUCACAAUUACUUGCCAAAGAAGUCAUCUCUACAAUUCAUAAUUACUUGCCAAAGAAUUCAUCAAUCAACAAUUUUCAUUAGCUGAGUCCGCCACAUCAAGACCCGGUGUUUGCGGACCAAUCAGUCCUGGACACCUUCGUUUAUCAUGUCCUGGAACUUUGCAUAUUGAACAUCAUCCUCGGCCUCGUGGUGGUCUUCCACUUUGAUCCAUUUCGUUCUGAAUUCUCUUUUUACUCGGGCGACCCGGUUCACGGCUCUGCCCGAACGGCGGAAUGAUCAAUUUUCCUUCGUACAACGGCCAAUAAGCUUCAUCAGGUAAUGCACGGAAACUCAGCCCAUAGGUGUUUUUGAGUGAGUCGAUAUUGAAGAAUGGACUAACGAAUUGACGAGGGUCUUUGCUCCUAUUUUUAAUUACAGCCAUUGCAUGAGAACAAGGCCACCCACUCCCCUGAUACUUCUGGCAUGAGCACUCCCCAACCUUUGUCCUUAAAUUGACCAAAACUUCAUGGAGGUGGCCACCCGUCUACCAUCCUCCCGAUGUCUGGUCGUCUCGCUAUACUCGCCAUUUUCCCGAUUCAUAACCGUUACACUAUGUCGACUGCUCUUGCGAUUGUCAUUCUCCAUUACUUCGGUGACUUUAUAGGCAUGGACCUUUCCCUGUGCCUAGUUCGUCCUUGCCCAGUGGAGUCGGUUGACGAACCAUGCAUUCGUUUUCCAAAAAGUCAUCUCCACAAUGGCAGAGAUUGGCAGUGAACGAACGACCUUGUAAACAGAGUUGAUACUCUCACUUGAGUUCGUUGUGGCAAUACCUCAUCUUCUCCCUCCAUCUUUAUGAAAUGUCCACAUAGAUAGGUCGUGUCCAUCCAGCCAUUGUGCCCCUUCAGGGCAUAACUCGCGUAGUUCAGUUAAUAUCAUAAAAAUCACAAAUCACAAAUAACAAUAAAAAGCAAUACAAAAUAAACUUACGAGUUAACGUUAAUCGCAAAAACACUAAAGAAAUAUAGAGCUAGAACAGAAAAUUGGAAAGGGAGAAGGAGAGGUGUGAAGAGAAGAGGUUUUCCGUGCAGUCUUUUAUAGGCAAUAUCACUGAUGAAAACCGCACCUUAGAGAUACGGUUUUCGUCUGCCAUGCAGCCCCACGUCUGUUAUUCUGCAUGGCUAUAUGUCGGUGUCGGAAAAUAAUUGACAUAGAAACCGCACGGGGGGGGGGGGGGGGGGGGGGGGUGCGGUUUGUGUGCCAAAACCGCACCUUGGGGAUGCAGUUUUGUUUUGGAGAAGCAAACCGCAUCUCCAAGGUGCGGUUUUGCUAGGUCAGGCCAAAACCGCACCUCGGCCAUGCGGUUUAUGUAGGUCAUACCUGAAACCGCAUGGCCAAGAUGCCGUUUUGGCCCAGGAUAAUCAACCCCACCUUAGAGGUGCGAUUUAUAUAUAAAACGCACCCUCCAGGUGCGGUUUACAUAUAAAAUACACUUUGAAAGUGCGGUCCAUAAAAAAGGGUGCUAUUUUUGUAAAUAUUUUCGGGUGGGUGCUAUUUUUAUAAUUUUUUGUAAUGGUGCUAUUUCUGGAAAAAUCCCUACCGAAAUUUACCUAAUACAAUUUGUUUAAUUGAUACAGAAUAUAUAACUCUCCCUCCAUGACUUUUUUAUAAUGUAUGUAUCUCUAAUUUACGUGAUUGUUAUACAAUGGUGUGAUAAAGCUUUUGUAAUGUGUGGUUUAUAAUAAAGUCAAGUUAUGACA